This is a messenger RNA of Xylaria bambusicola, 1644 nucleotides long. RefSeq lists its product as uncharacterized. The record is from RefSeq and is a predicted model, not a curated record. NCBI's taxonomy places the organism in Eukaryota, Fungi, Ascomycota, Sordariomycetes, Xylariales, Xylariaceae. The transcript is spliced from 8 exons. Bases 1 to 1644 code for a protein of 547 amino acids.
AUGCUCGGUUCACGCGCUUUCUUGGCGCUAGUUGGUUGGAGCGUGUCGGCUGCCGCUGCUACUGAGGUUGUAUUCGUGACGGAUUUAUCGAUUUUUACGGUGCUGGCACCCUGCGCGCAGGCUGCCGUCUCAGGAGUCAUAGACUACGAAACGGUCUCUCACUGUCCCUCGGGAGCGAGUGCGCUACAGUCAUGCAUCUGUUCGAAAAACAACGGCGGCAACUUAAAAUCAAUAUCGAGCGCCAUCUCUGAAUCUAUUGACUACAGGUCAUGCGGUUCGACAGCAACUGAUGAUCACGCCAGUGCCUCCACUGUGCUUGCCGGAUACUGUAACCAGGCUGCGAUAACACCCUUUCCAGAACCGAGCCAUAUUGUCAAUGAUUAUAUCGUGGAUUUAUCGGCCUACCAUGAUCUCGCACCGUGUGCUCAAAGUGGUCUUGCGGGAGUGGUCUUGGGUAUGACCUGGGAUCGAUGCCAAGAGGAUGCCAGUCUUCUCGCAACGUGCGCCUGUGAAAAGAACCAGAAUUCCGCAUGGGCCAGCGCGCAAAUCGACUCGUCUGUCAAGUAUUGGUGCGACAGCCACACCAAAGAUGUUGUUUCGGCUCAGGGUGUCUUUUCGGGUUACUGUGGUCUGGUGGAUGGGACGAGUGAAUUCCCCGAGACUACUGAUCCUCCAGGAGACGUGAAUUACUAUAUCACGGCUCUACCACAGUACAAGGCUCUAGCAUCCUGCGCCCAGUCCGCUGUCUCAUACAAUGUCCAAGCCCAAAUGUCGAGUCUCUGUCCUUCUGGACCUAAGGCAUUGGCCUCGUGCUUGUGUUUAAGAAGCGAGAUGACUGGAAGCAUCAGCAGCUUGAUUACUUCGGAUGCCCGAUAUUACUGUGACUCGACCGCUGCUGACGAUAUUUCAUCAGCUCUCGAUGUCUGGGAUGUUUACUGCAGUGCUGCGAAAGGAUUGACAACACCUGCCGGCAUUACUGAGACUGUAUCACAGAAAGGCGCCUCCUCCACCGCUCAGUCCGAAACUCGUUCAAACGGAGCACAGGAGACUAACGCAUCCGGCUCCGGAAAUGGUGCUAAUAGCAACAAUAAUAACGAUUCCACCUUGACGACCACCAAUAAUGCAAUGCCAAACACUGGUCUAAUAGCCGGAGCUGUGGUUGGUGCCGUAGCGGGCACAGCACUCAUCGCCCUCGUAGCAUUCUUGCUGUACCGUCGCUCGAAAAAAGCAAAGCAGGCGAACGUUGCUGCCCCGACUGUGUCGGAUACUGGAAAACCGGAACUCGAUAGCACGUCUGUUACUCAGCCACCGACCGGCAGUCCUAGCCCUAGUAUAAUGAAAGGCCGCAUGGAAGAUGUAUCCCCCGUUUCCGCGGUAUCUAGUCCUUACGCGCCACCACCGAUGCCAGAACUACACAACCAGCCUCCUCCGACGCCGGAACUACUGGGACGAGAGACACAGCGAACUGCCUACGAGGCCUACAGCCAGCAGGUAUACGAAGCGCCGGGACAGACUCGACCGGUGAUAUCCGAGGCACAUGGCCAACCAAUGUCUGAGCUCCAAGGCAUGGGAUGGCAGUCUGGGCCUAUACCACAGGCCUACGAGAUGGACGGCAGCGAUAUCAGGAACCAGCAGCCACGGUAG